This is a messenger RNA of Macrosiphum euphorbiae (potato aphid), 1020 nucleotides long. The record is from the annotation of a GenBank genome assembly. Lineage: Eukaryota; Metazoa; Arthropoda; Insecta; Hemiptera; Aphididae.
AUGGAACAGGUACAUGAUAACCAAGUAAAUGAAGAUAAAAGGGAAUGUUAUUUACUACAUCACGCCGUCGUAAAGGAAUCGAGUACGUCGACACGCCUCCGAGUUGUUUUUGAUUUGUCGUGCAAAACUAGUAGUGGUAUAAGUUUAAAUUACGUAUUAAUAAAAGGACCCGUAUUGCAAGACGAAUUGAUAUAUAUACUCGCACGUUUUCGAAUACAUAACUUUGUAUUAUCGGCGGACAUUACAAAGAUGUAUAGGCAAUUUUGGGUGGCUGAUGAACAUAGGACGUUUCAACGUAUAUUGUGGCGUACUGAUCCACAGGAAAACAUAAGGAUAUUUCAGCUUAAAACAAUUACGUAUGGGACCGUUCCCGCGUCUUUCAUGGCCACCGGGUGCUUACAUAAACUAGCGGAGUCUCAGGACGUCGACCCCGUAAUAUCAGAAGUGAUAAAACGUGAUUUUUACAUGGAUGAUUUUUUAGGAGGCACUAGCUCUUAUGAAGCAGCCAGUCAGUUACGAGACGGUCUAAUCAAAACAAUGCUAUCUGCCGGUUUAGAACUACGGAAGUGGACGUCGAAUAAUAUAAAUUUAAUUAAAGGUAUAUCGAACAAUCAGGAAGGUAAUAAAACUAUACCCAUAAGCGACGACAAUGCGAUAACGAAGGUACUUGGUUUAUUUUGGAACUCCGAUAUCGAUGCAUUUCAAUUCGAAGUAAAGGCAAAUAAUUUCAAGUUCAUAAAUCAUAUUCCGAAACGAUUAAUAUUAUCUGAAAUCGCAUGUCUAUUCGACCCGUUAGGUUUAGUCGGUCCUGCGAUUAUACAGGCCAAGUUAAUGUUGCAACAAUUGUGGCGAUUAAAAAUACAAUGGGACGACCGGUGUAUUCCCAGUUCGCCGACACCCAAUUCGCCGACAUCCGGUUCGCCGACACCCAGUUCACCGAAAUCCAGUUCGCCGACACCCAGUUCACCGACACACAAUUUGACAACACCCAAUUUGAAAAAGUACAGUUCAGUUAUAUAA